Molecule: messenger RNA, 714 nt
Organism: Staurois parvus
Lineage: Eukaryota; Metazoa; Chordata; Amphibia; Anura; Ranidae
Source: the annotation of a GenBank genome assembly
AUGAGACAGAUGGGGUUUUAUAUCAGCUCCCUGUCCCGAAGCCCUUGCACCAAGACCCAAGUGCGGCACUACCAGGUGGCACCAAGUUACAACUAUAAAUGGACAGAUAUCCAUUAUGAGGCCAGUAGAGGCAAUGUGGAGAAGCUGCGUGCAUUGCUCACCACAUCGGACAAAGAGCUUGUGGAUCGGAAAGAUUACUACGGAAAGACACCUCUGUACUGGGCAGCGUAUAAAGGUCAGAGGGCAUCCAUGGAGCUGCUCUUGCAGCAUGGGGCCAAUGUGAAUAGCUGCUGUAAACAUGGUGGGACCCCCCUACAUGCAGCUAUUGGAUUGUUCCCGGAUUGUGCUCUCUUACUUAUACAGCACGGUGCUGAUGUCAACCUGCAGGAUAACUGGGGGGUGACCCCAAUGUAUCUGGCUGCGUGUAGCGGACAGUUAGAGUGCAUCCGGCUCCUCGUUCAAGCAGGUGCUGACAUAACAUACAAGAAUAAGAAAACUGGUCUGCCGCCCAAGCGCCUUGCCUCCCAAGUAGGCUUCAUUGCCUGGAUUGAGUCCUGCUCCCAUCAGCCACGCUCUCUUAAACAUCUGAGCCGCCUGCAGAUUCGCUCCAGCUUGGGGCCCCAGAGGCUUAAAGCCGUGAGGACUUUCAACUUGCCACAAUCACUGAAGUGCUACCUUAUGUUUGAGGACCUUGUGCUACAGGAAACACUCUAA